GUUAACCAGCUAACAAGCACUUGCACGGCCUUGAGCUCAGUACGGUGGAUGGAGUAGUGUUCCUCGUCAGAAAGUUGAAUAGCUGCCAAGGUCGACUUGGUCGAAUGAGGAAAUUGUGAUGAAAAUCAGCCAGUCAUGACUGGAGGCCCCGUCAAAGUCAGACGGAAUCCCUAUCUCAGUGCUAGUCCACUCUCCAAGCUUUUCUUCACGUGGAUAGGACCACUGUUUGAAAUCGCUUACAAGAACAGAAACCUCUCCCCUAGCGACCUAGAUGAUGUAUUACCAUCGGACGAGUCCAAACACUUGGGGGACAAACUUGAAAGAGAAUGGGCGAAGGAGUUGCAGAAGGAGAAGUUAGGAACAAAUGCCAGUCUCAAACUCGCACUUUUCCGGACCUUUGGCUGGUCCUACGCCUUCUUCAGCAUUUUUGCAGUCGUAGAGGAAGUAAUCCGCCUUAGCCAACCAUUCAUCCUAGGUCGUUUUAUCGACUAUUUCUCACCUGUUCUGGACGUCCAGGUUUGGGAAGCCUAUGUCUUGGCUGGUGGAGUCACCAUGUGUGCCAUAGGGCUCAUGUUAGUCCAUAGCCCUUUUUGCUUCGGACUUAAGAGGCUUGCAAUGAGAAUUCGGGUGUCCCUGUGUACCUUGGUCUACCGUAAGAUGUUGAAACUGGACACCAUUUCUACUCGUCAGUCCUCAAGUGGUCAAGUAAAUAAUCUCAUGACAAAUGAUGUCAACAGGUUUGACAAGGCCUUGAUCUCCUUGAAUUAUCUGUGGUUGUCUCCGCUAAAAGCAGCUGCAGUCUUUAGCCUUCUCUGGCUGGAGAUUGGAUGGGCGUGUCUCCCAGGAUAUGCUGUUCUGGUCAUUCUUCUGCCUGUUCAAGCCGGAAUGAGCACACUUUUCUCCAAAUUCAGGAGGAGGACAGCGUCUUAUACAGACAAGCGAGUUGGCGUUAUGACGGAGAUCAUUCAUGCCAUGCGUGUCAUCAAGAUGUAUGCUUGGGAAGAGCCAUUCAGCGACCUGAUACAGAAAAUCAGGAAGGCAGAGAUGAGCAAGAUCAUCCAGGCCUCCUAUGCGGUGGGCGUCAACCUCAUUCUCUCCAUCUACGGCAACCGUCUCCUGGAUGUCUGCAUGAUUUCCACAUAUGCCCUCACUGCCCCGAGGAUAUACGUCUCCACGGUGUUCGUCGUGGUUUCAUACUGCGCUACAUUGCGAGGAUCAUUCCUAAGGCAUUUCCCCAGGGCAGUGCAGUUACGAUCAGAGUGCCUGGUGUCCAUCAAAAGAAUCCAGAAUUUUUUGCUGCUGUCUGAGAUCUCCCUACCAUCGGCUGGACCCUCGAACCCAAAUCACGAUAAAUCAGGAAUUCAUGUCCAAGACUUAAUGGGCUCCUGGGAUAGGAAUUUAGACAACCCUUCACUGAGCAACGUCAGUUUUGAUGUUUGUAAGGGUGACCUGUUGGCUGUGGUUGGCCCAGUGGGAUCUGGCAAGUCGAGCCUUCUCAUGGCUCUCCUGAAGGAAUUACCAACAGUCUCUGGCAAGGUGAAUAUAGAUGGUCGGCUGGCCUAUGCUAGCCAGGAACCCUGGAACUUCAGUGGCACCGUCCGGCAGAAUAUCACCUUCGGUAAAGAAUUCGAGAGGACAAAAUACGCCCGAAUCCUGGAAGCCUGCGCUCUGACUAAGGACAUCAAAGCAUUCCCAAGUGGUGACCGGACCAUCAUUGGCGAGAGAGGCGUGACCCUCAGUGGAGGUCAGAGGGCAAGGGUGAACUUGGCCCGAGCCUUGUACGAUGAUGCUGACAUCUAUCUGUUGGAUGAUCCGUUGAGCGCCGUCGACAGUGAAGUAGGAAGGCACAUCUUUGACAAAUGUGUCAUGGGAUACCUCGCCAAUAAAGCCCGGAUACUUGUCACUCAUCAGUUGCAGUUCUUAAGCACCGCAAACAAUAUCCUUGUUUUAAAAGAGGGUCACAUGGAAGCCUUCGGCCCCCUGAGUGACCUUCACCAGAAGGGCAUAGACUUUGCAUCCCUGAUGAAACAAGAUGAGGAGGAGGAUGAAGAAGAUGACGAUGUUUUUGGAGACGAGGAGCAUCCUGGCUUCACAAGACAACGGAGCAAAAAAUUCAGCGUCUGCUCUCAGAUUAGUGUCAAAGAUGACAAGUCGCACCCCUUGGAAGUCAAACCCUUCAAAGAGGAGCAUAGCAAAGAGGGAGACGUAACCCUCGGGGUCUACUACAAGUACUUCAAAUCUGGCGCUAACUUCUUCAUGAUGCUGCUCCUGCUCAUCUCCUUCUUGGGAACCCAGACUGCCUACAUCCUUGCGGAUCUCUGGUUGGCUUUGUGGACCGUGGAAGAGGAGAAAAAACACGCCAUGAAUCUGACUAUGCUGAAUCAAUCCCAGUUGGAAGAUAACGAGGACCUAGAUGACGGCAACAACCUGCUGAAGUUCAACUUCGAUUUCACCACGGCUGAGGGCGCUUUCAUCUAUGCUGGCUUCAUUGGUCUGCUCUUCCUGCUUGCUAUCUUCCGAUUGAUUCUGUGCUUCAGCAUCAUGGUCAAGUCCUCCCGCAACAUCCACAACAGAAUGUUCAAGGCCAUCAUCCACUCCCCGAUAUUGUUCUUCGACACCAAUCCCACAGGACGUAUCUUGAAUCGCUUUACCAAUGACAUUGGUCUGAUGGAUGACCAACUGCCCCCGGCAUUUUUCGAUUUCCUUCAGCUAUCGCUGCUGAUCCUGGGUACACUCGUUCUAACCUGUAUUGUCAACUACUACCUCUUAAUCCUGCUGUUGCCUCUUGUUAUCAUCUUUGCAAUCUUGAAGUGGUAUGCGCUGAUAGCCACAAGGGCCAUCAAACGUCUUGACAGUGUCAGUAAUUGUAAGACGCUAGGGAAAAGAUACAGAGAAAAUGUUUGCUCGUCACAAAAAAAUGGCGGAAUGGUUCAAUUACUCAUUUCCACACCUCAAAAAUCUGGGGUGAUAUAUACCGAAAUCCUCCAGGGAUUCACGCCCAAGCCUGAAUAUCACUUAACAUGUUCCCGCAGUCCCGUUUUCUCCCACACCACGACCUCCUUUCAGGGCCUCAGCACCAUCAGAGCCUACAACAAGCAAGCGCAGUUCAUCCAAGACUUUCAGCGCUACCAGGACCAGCACUCAGAGGCCUGGUUUGCCUACCUGGCGGCCAACCGCUGGUUUGGUCUGAGGCUGGACAUCAUAGUGGUAAUCUUCACUGCUGGAGUCGCCUUUGUGUCUGUUCCUUUCAAAGGCAUUAUUGAUGCUGGAAUAAUUGCGAUCAUCCUCAGUAAUACCCUUCCCUUAACCACCAUCUUCCAGUUUGUAGUUAGACAGAGUGCUCUGGUAGAGAAUCAGAUGACAUCUGUGGAGAGGACCAUUGAGUACACGACGCUUGAGCCAGAAGCCCCACUUACAAACGUGAAGGCCAAACCGCCACCAACAUGGCCGCAGUGUGGAGCCCUCACUUUCAACAGUCUGUCUCUCAGCUACUCAGAAGACAGUCCAAGAAUCCUAGAAAAUAUCACCUGCAAAGUCGCUGCUAAAGAGAAGGUCGGCAUUGUUGGUCGGUCCGGCGCAGGCAAGAGCUCUCUGAUCACAGCUCUCUUCCGAUUGGCUGAACCCAGCGGUGUCAUCAUGCUGGAUGGCAUCACCACGUCCAAUGUGGGCCUGCACGACCUCAGGAACAAACUGUCAAUCAUUCCACAGGACCCUGUCUUGUUUACCGGUAGUUUGCGUUAUAACCUGGAUCCCUUCGACCAGUACUCGGACAUGGAACUCUGGAAUGCUCUGGAUGACGUUCAAUUGCGCUCGGGUGUGCAGGACUCAGCCGAGAAACUCAACAUGGAGGUGGGUGCGUCAGGCUCCAAAUUCAGCGUGGGUCAGCGUCAGCUGAUCUGCCUGGCACGGGCGAUACUCCGGCAGAAUAGGGUGCUGAUAAUGGAUGAGGCUACGGCAAACGUGGAUCCGGGGACCGAUGCCCUGAUUCAGAAGACAAUUAGAACCAAAUUCCUGAACAGCACCGUGCUGACAAUAGCACACAGACUGCACACCGUCAUAGACAGUGAUCGCAUCAUGGUCUUGGAUGCUGGUAAACUUGUUGAGUUUGACCACCCGUACGCCUUACUCCAGCGACCAGACAGCAUGCUGAGCAGACUGGUGGAGCAAACGAGCAAGGCGGAGACCGCUUCCCUAGUGGAGGCGGCUCGUCAGUACUUCAACCAAAAAGGGUUGACGGGGAUAUCACCUUCCUCAGAAUCGAAACCAAGCCCCACCCACGAGAAUAUGGAACAAGCCAAGGUUGACGCUGUCUCCAGUGGAAUAUCCUCUAUGGUGUUUUUUAACGAAGGAUUUGAGGAUGUCCCACUCGACGGAAUAGGGGAUUCCACCGACAAGACACCUGAAGGGGAAAGUUAAAUCUAACCUUGAAUUCAGGAUGUUCACUUCAUCUGAUUAAUCAAGCCGCACGCCCGAUACACAACUGUGAGAACGUGAACUUUUUGACAUGUUCUGGAGUUGAGCAUUACAUGCUAGAUAAUUCAUUUUAUUGGUUUGGAACUAUAAACGGUUUUACAUUAAAUCACAUCUUUAAAACCUGUACAGACAAAGUUAUAGCGCUGUUGAGAAAAUGCUCGCUGCAGUAACAAGCUCAAGCGUAAUAAGCUAGGAACCAUAGUGGCAAGAAAUAUAAAAUGCAUGUCACUUCAGUUGGUAACCAAUCCUUCCCAGACCACUAUUUUCUGUCCUUAGCCAAUUUUGGUGUUAUAAGUCAAUUAUUGUUAUUGGGUCCAAAUUAAAAAAUCUGCUCUUUUUCCGAAUAACUAACAGUUUGUUAAAUUUAUUCUAUAUCUCUGUUCAUUUUAACAAUGCUUUCCAUGCGGCGUUAUAAAUUAUGUAUCUUUCGUCACUUUUGUAUGUUAAUUUUGUUCCAUUUCUGUUCAUUAAACAUGUAUUCAUUAAUUUCUAAAAAUGUUUUCCUGGCGAUAUUGCUGUGUCCCAAUUGAUGGGUGAUGAUGCUCCGCAAGAUUACAAUUUUUAAUUUGGGGCUUUUGUACACUUCUGGAAUGAAAACAAAACCAGAAACAGACCCCUCCAAAAUCGCCUGAGUCCAUUGCCUCUUCGCCUCGCUCUCUAUGAAACCUGCCCUUGGUAUUAGUUUGCGCUGUUUUUUUUGGGGGGGGGUUCAUUUUUAAAAGCCAAUAUGUUAUACAGCCAGCGAUUGCAGAUGUACAUCAGAUACGUCAAGUUGUUGGGCGCGGGGCUUGAAAUAAAA
Molecule: messenger RNA, 5272 nt
Organism: Acanthaster planci (crown-of-thorns starfish)
Lineage: Eukaryota; Metazoa; Echinodermata; Asteroidea; Valvatida; Acanthasteridae
Product: ATP-binding cassette sub-family C member 4-like
Biological process (GO): transmembrane transport
Cellular component (GO): membrane
Molecular function (GO): ATP hydrolysis activity; ABC-type transporter activity; ATP binding
Source: RefSeq, a predicted model, not a curated record